This is a messenger RNA of Cebus imitator (Panamanian white-faced capuchin), 2051 nucleotides long. RefSeq names its product parvalbumin like EF-hand containing (gene PVALEF). Gene Ontology annotation, cellular component: cytoplasm; nucleus. The record is from RefSeq and is a predicted model, not a curated record. NCBI's taxonomy places the organism in Eukaryota, Metazoa, Chordata, Mammalia, Primates, Cebidae. Gene Ontology annotation, molecular function: calcium ion binding. The coding region runs from base 1108 to 1512 and encodes 134 amino acids. The transcript is spliced from 5 exons.
UCCUGGGGUCUCUUGGAGAAGGAGGAUGAUGGAGCCUCCCUUGGGGGGCUGCUGUGGCAGUUGUCUGAGGCGCCUGGGGCCCAGCCGAUGGCAGAUGACACUGUUAUUAUAUUCAUUGUCACCUGUCACAUAUCAUGUGACCGUCACCUUCAUUAGUGGGCACAAUACUCUCACACCUCCGACAUGGGCAGGCUACCACAGCCUGUAUCAGGAGCCUGGCAGUCCCGUGGGCUCCACAGAAAGCCAGGGCCCCCACCCCGGCAGACAGCGCCAUCCCUGGCCUCCUCACAGGCCUGUCGUGCCCAGCAUGACCACCCCACAGGGAUGGGGCUCUCACCACCACCCUCCCUGGGAGAAAGUGACCAUGCCCUUGGUAUGCAGAGCCAGCCAGCAAUCACCCUGGCCCUUCCUGCUCACCACCGGCGAGGAGCCGUGGUUUGGGAGGCCGGUGUGGCUUGGAGAAGCUUUGUCAUAUGUGAACCUGGAGCCUCCCCACCCCCACCGGCCUGCAGGCUGUGCUGUCCCUCCCACCAGGCCCAAGCCCCAAGGUCGGGCCAAAGCACCCACUUGGCUGCCCCUUCAGACCCCACGCAUGUGCCUGGCCCUGCAGCCUGUUUCCUGCCCCAGAGCUGGGAGGGCAGGGUCCCCAGCCUCAAUCUCCCUGCACCCUCCACUAGCCCGCAACCCCUCCCACUGCGCACAGCCCCCUGCACUGGAGGCCUGAGGCCGGGGUUCCAGCCCUGUGACCUCAGGCAGGCCCCCAGCCUCUCUGACCUCGGGCUUCCAGCUGCCAUCUGCCCCCUCGAUCUCGCGCACCCUGUGCCCGCUCACUGGUGCCCUCUGCUCCUCCCUAACCCCACCCCAGGUUUGGGGAGGCCAGGAGCUGCAAAGGGUCAGUUUGCCCAGCCGGGUGUGGACUCACCAAGUGCCUGCGAGCCCCUGGGAGCUGCCCAUGCCAGGCUGGAGUGCCAGGGAGGGGCGGGGACAGCUGCAGACCCAAGAUGUAAACAGGCGUGCAGGUAUAAAAGCUGAAGCCCCGGGGCCUCUCCGCAGCCCAGCCUGACCUGCCUUCCAGAGCUCCCAAAAGAAACCCGGCAGAGGGCCAGGAUGGAUGAGGAUUUCUCCUCUCAGAUGAAGAAGAUGGCCUUGGCCAUGGGCACAUCCCUGUCAGACAAGGACAUUGAAAUGCUACCCAUGGACAUGAGACACCACGGGUCCUUCAACUACCUCAAGUUCUUCGAGCACAUGCGCAAGUUCCACGCCCUGGAGCAGCUGGACGACGCCAUCCGCAAGGCCUUCCAGGUCCUGGACAAGGAUAAGAGCGGCUUCAUCGAGUGGAACGAGAUCAAGUACAUCCUGUCCAUCAUCCCCAGCAGUGGGCCCACAGCCCCGCUGACGGACGAGGAGGCCGAGGCCAUGAUCCAGGCGGCGGACACAGAUGGGGACGGAAGGAUCAACUACGAAGAAUUUUCUGAAUUGAUCAAAAAGGAGAAAAUUCCAAAGAAGAAGUAGCACCAUGACCAGCCCUGGCCAGCCGAGGGGCUCCUAUGGGGUAACUUGGGGGGACCGCGUGCCUGGGCAGAAGUCGCUGGGGCCUGUGGGAGGAGGCCGCCGUGAGGGUGGACUCAACUCUUGCCAGAAAAUGGAAGAAAAGCUGCAUUAAGUGAAUGACGCAGCCUCGUGUGUCUGUUGGGGGUGCUGGUGUGAACGGGGGUGGGGGCAGGAUCAGGGCCAUGGGUGACGACAGCUGGGGGCAGGGCGGGCAGGUGAGGGGUAGGAGGAAGACGGCCUUCUCCCAUCCCUGAGCCCCACCUGGCUGUGGGCACCCCCGAGGGCGGCCUUGCCGCGAGGUCCCAUCCAGGUGGGACUCCCGGUCAGCAGGUACAUGGUACUCUCUGGGCCCAGACCCCUGAAGGGCCCCCUCCCAAUCUGCAGUGGGCCUGGCCUGGGGCCACUCGGGGCCACACACCCCCACUUCACACAGCAGCUGCCUGAAUGUGGUACGGGGACACCUGCAGCCCCCGGGUGCCCCUAGUUCUAGGCAGAAGCAC